This is a messenger RNA of Penicillium olsonii, 627 nucleotides long. NCBI's taxonomy places the organism in Eukaryota, Fungi, Ascomycota, Eurotiomycetes, Eurotiales, Aspergillaceae. The record is from the annotation of a GenBank genome assembly.
AUGCAUACCUCCUACAUUCUCUCGGCAUUCGCCCUCGCACUGCCGGUCUACUCCAGCUCGACCGCCAGCAUGGGCUGCUACUCCGAAGUCGACUCGAUGAAGAGCCAGGGGCCCUUCACCUUCCAAUCACCAGGACAUUGCCAGGAGCAAUGCUCCAGCAAAGGAUUCAAGGUGGCCGCGCUCAGCCGCGGUGACAUGUGCUACUGCGGUGACAAACUUCCUGCCGAGUCCGCCAAGGUCGACGACGACAAGUGCGAUCUGACCUGCCCCGGAUGGCCGGAAGAAAAAUGCGGCGGCAAGGAUACCUACACCAUCAUCCAGGGAACCGAAGUAGCCGGCUCCGAUAAGUCCGAGUCUGCCUCGACGACCGCGGCGCCCACCGCCGUCACCGCCGCCGGUGGAAUCGUUGUCGCGCCCUCAACUGCUGCCGCACCAACCGGCAUCGUGACCGCCGCCUCAUCCGCCAACUCCAAGAACGCCAAUUCCGCCUCCAAGUCUGCCGGCUCCGCAAUCUCGACUGCCAAGUCAAGCGCCAGCCCAACUCCCACCGACAACGCUGCCGGAUCUAUUCGCGUUGGCUCGUCUUUCAUCGGCGCCGCCAUUGCGGGCAUGGGUUUGUUGCUGUGA